AUGGCAUGGAUUUCUUUCCCUAGUUUACCCUGUCAAUAUUUUGCUCGUAAUGCUCUGUUUUCAAUGGCUUCAGCAGUUGGACAACCUCUUGAUGUGGAUCGAGCGACCUAUGAUAAAACACGACCUAGUACUGCAAGGGUAAAAGUCGAGGUGAAUCUUUUAAGGAUUCUUCCAAAAAGAAUUAGAGUUCAAUUCAACAAUUUAGUCACUGGCGAAAUUACAAACGUAUGGCAAAAAAUUAGGUAUGAUUAUGUACCAUAUUAUUGUAAGAGAUGUAAGCAUCAGGGGCAUAGAGAAGCUGAUUGUCGAACUCUCACUGAUGGUCAAGUUGAUGUCAUGGGGCUGAAAAGAGUGGACAACGUUGGUCUCAAACAAGAAAAAGAUUUCGAGCCAAGGCCAAAUGUAUCUAGUUAUCGUGAUGAUGACAACGUUGGUCUCAAACAAGAAAAAGAUUUCGAGCCAAGGCCAAAUGUAUCUAGUUAUCGUGAUGAUGACAACGUUGGUCUCAAACAAGAAAAAGAUUUCGAGCCAAGGCCAAAUGUAUCUAGUUAUCGUGAUGAUGACAACGUUGGUCUCAAACAAGAAAAAGAUUUCGAGCCAAGGCCAAAUGUAUCUAGUUAUCGUGAUGAUGACAACGUUGGUCUCAAACAAGAAAAAGAUUUCGAGCCAAGGCCAAAUGUAUCUAGUUAUCAUGAUGAUGACAAUGUUGGUCUCAAACAAGAAAAAGACUUCGAGCCAAGGCCAAAUGUAUCUAGUUAUCGUGAUGAUGACAACGUUGGUCUCAAACAAGAAAAAGAUUUCGAGCCAAGGCCAAAUGUAUCUAGUUAUCGUGAUGAUGACAACGUUGGUCUCAAACAAGAAAAAGAUUUCGAGCCAAGGCCAAAUGUAUCUAGUUAUCGUGAUGAUGACAACGUUGGUCUCAAACAAGAAAAAGAUUUCGAGCCAAGGCCAAAUGUAUCUAGUUAUCGUGAUGAUGACAACGUUGGUCUCAAACAAGAAAAAGAUUUCGAGCCAAGGCCAAAUGUAUCUAGUUAUCAUGAUGAUGACAACGUUGGUCUAAAACAAGAAAAAGAUUUCGAGUCAAGGCCAAAUGCUUCUGUGUACCGUAAUUGAUAAUAUGGCAUAUAAAGAGUACUAUGUGUGACAGAUUGUCUUCUUGCUCUUUUUGUGCCUCCCAAUGUUAAAUGGAUCAUGAAUAAAAAUAUACUACUUGAUGGUUGUAUUCAAAUUUCUCUUGAA
This is a messenger RNA of Solanum tuberosum (potato), 1239 nucleotides long. Its product is annotated as coiled-coil domain-containing protein 15-like. The transcript is spliced from 3 exons. The coding region runs from base 1 to 1113 and encodes 370 amino acids. The record is from RefSeq and is a predicted model, not a curated record. Lineage: Eukaryota; Viridiplantae; Streptophyta; Magnoliopsida; Solanales; Solanaceae.